AUGGAGCUUUCAGCCAAUGAGCUCAGCAUUUAUGACAAGCUAUCAGAGACGAUUGAUCUAGUGAGGCAGACUGGCCACCAGUGUGGGAUGUCAGAAAAAGCCAUUGAGAAAUUCAUCAAGCAGCUCUUGGAAAGAAAUGAACCCCAAAGGGGACCUCCGCGGUACCCUGUCUUAGUGGCUCUCUACAAGGGCCUGCUCACGCUGGGGUUGGUCUUACUGACUGUUUACUUUGUGAUCCAGCCAUACAGCCCGCUGCCGCCUGAAGCUCCUCUCUCCAGAGCCCACGCCUGGGGCUCCCUCAUCGGUCACAUCCGGCUGCUCUCUCUGCCCAUUGCCAAGAAGUACAUGCUUGAGAAAUGCCAGGACUGGUGGGCAGCAGGUUGCAGACAGAACACUUCUACACUUCCUGCAAACUGCACAGUCUGUUCUGCUGUGAAAAGCCUUCAGAUAGUGACAGACUUCGGAGAACUAUCAGAAAAGCUCCAGAGGGCUCAGCCUUUUCUAAUCAAGACAGGGCAGCAUCUCUCCUAUGAAGAACUGAAGCAUUUUCAGUCCCAGGAUCCAGACCUGGCAGAGGUUAUAAUAGAAGAAAAUUCAGCUGAAUUGUGGAGCUGCCCAUUUUUUUUUCCCAGGAACAAAUCUGUGAAUAAAACUCGGAUUCUGCAGGAAUUUUUCCCCACUUCCUCUUUGCUGUCCUUCCCCAGGACAGUGUCCCUGGAGAGCUGCUUCCUCAUCCGCCAUCCAGAUUUGGGGAAUAAGAGCUACAGUUUGCACAGCCUCUUUGCCGUUGGAAGUGGACAGCUCACCCUGACUGUUGUACCUCUGGACAAGUGCAGAGGACACUGUGAGAUGUUCAAGGUGGAGCUGGAAGCUGGAGAUUUGGGUUAUGCCAGCACGGAUUACUGGACGAUGAGCUUCAUGGCCAAAGGGACAGAGCCGGCGGUUGUUUGUGAUGGAGCUGCUAGCUAAGGACAGUGGGGUGGGAAAACAGAGCUGUUUCCAGGACAAGAAGACUUUCAGCUUUGAACCCAAGGCAGCAUCUUGAAAGCGAUAGAGCUGGGGCAACUGGGGCAGGCAGCUUGCCACCCUGCAUGUUUACAGUAUUUAAAAAUGACUGUUUUCCUGACCCUUGAGGUAAUUUUUUGCCUUUCCUCAAAUGUAUUUUGGGAGAAGCUCAAGCUAUUUAUGACCUUCCC
This is a messenger RNA of Gavia stellata (red-throated loon), 1196 nucleotides long. It is a transcript of the gene C30H6orf89, whose product is annotated as chromosome 30 C6orf89 homolog. The record is from RefSeq and is a predicted model, not a curated record. NCBI's taxonomy places the organism in Eukaryota, Metazoa, Chordata, Aves, Gaviiformes, Gaviidae. Bases 1 to 969 code for a protein of 322 amino acids. The transcript has 7 exons. Gene Ontology annotation, cellular component: Golgi membrane; nucleolus.